AGGAAUAGAUGUUGAUUCCCGUCAGAAUUAUCAAUCAAAACGGCGCAACUUGUACCGGCCGGCAGCCAGCCAUUGCCAGUGUCGUUCGGAAGCAGAGCAAAUCAUCACCCGUGAUGGUAAAACGUAAUGCUUCAAUCGUUCGUGGCAAACCUUUAAUCAGUAUUGUGCGAAUUUACAUCACAAUUGGAUCCUCACGGUGCAGCCCGAAAGCAAACAGGAGAGCAACGUGACAGUCUCCCAGCAUGGUGACGAUAAAGAACGAUAUCGAAAGCAGCGGGUCGUUCCUCCCAACCACCCAGCCAGAUAAGGAUGUGAAUCUCAGAGACCAAGGGGUCAAACCACGCCGCCGACGGUCGUACCGUUGCACAGCGAUUGUUUUGGUUGUAGUUUUGCUGCUGAUGGCGCUCGGUGUCGGCGGUAUACUCUUUUUCGGGCCAGCUGUGAAUCGAAUCCCACUGGAGGCCAAGGACGGAAUGCCGAGUUCGACGCAAAGAACGCUGGUAGCAGAAGAACCACCACCACUGCCACCGUCGUUCGCCGAUCCGUUCGAUAGGACUUCCGACGGCCCGCAGACAGCCGUCAAUCCAACGGAUGGCGUUGUUGAUGAUGAUGAGUUCGACAUUGAUGGACCGACGACGGCGGUGCUGGUUACGUCGUCGGUUCCAACUACGACGAAGCAGACAAUGCUGUGGAUCGACAUAAACAGCGGAUUCGGCAGCGACAGCGAAGACGAUGACUACUACAGUGAAGAAUACGGCAGUGGUUCAGGCUUCGGCGAACUGCGAGAUUCGUGAAGUGAGCAAUGAGAAAGUCACGUGCAGUGAAGGUUAGCUGAAAUUUCUGUGUGAUAAUGAAUUAUUGCGAAGAAGAGUCGUUUCAUGUUUCUGUGAAGAGUAUGUGUAUAUUAGAAUUAGUUCUUCGUAUUUAUUAUAUGCGUCUUAUAGCUGUUCGAACAAGACAAGAUAAUGCUAAUACUCUUGAUAACGAGUGUGUUUUUUAUAAAUAAAGUGUUGAAAUUUUUGUUCUCAAUCCAAUAAAAGUAAUUUACAUCGUCCGGCAAAUAUACUCAUUGAAACCUG
Armigeres subalbatus is the source of this 1079-nucleotide messenger RNA. RefSeq lists its product as uncharacterized. The transcript has a single exon. Bases 243 to 794 code for a protein of 183 amino acids. NCBI's taxonomy places the organism in Eukaryota, Metazoa, Arthropoda, Insecta, Diptera, Culicidae. The record is from RefSeq and is a predicted model, not a curated record.